UUGUGAACAGUAUUAGAACAGGAGUAGGGACUUACAUUGCAAAGAGGAACAGCACUUCCACAUUGUGUUCCAGUAUUAUUAUUUCUUAAGUACAUUUACUGGAAAUAUAUUCAUAAACUCACAAAGAUAAAGUUUCCACAAUGCUGGCUUCACCGUCACCAUUGAAAACAGCGUUGGCAUCAGAAGUCUUUCUGUGGCCAAAUGAAUCUUCUCUAGCUGUGCCUUCAGACAAAUGUAUGCACGGUGGAGUGUCUGGGGAUCAGCGCGUCAAGGAACAAGUCAUGAUGACCGUUAAAAGGCAUAAGUCGAGGAGUUCAACUUCAAGUCCAGGUUACAGAGGUUCAAUGUAUGAUACAAUGGCAGAUUAUAACAACAUGAACUACAACAGCAAUGGUAAUCAAUAUUCGAAAUAUCAGAGUGCAAACUCAAUAGGAUAUCAGUACAAUGGGACUCUAAAGAAAGAGCAACAAAGGUUUAGUUCUCAUAGUCAAGCUGACAACUGGGGUCAGCACCGCCAUAUGUCCUAUGGGUCACCUCUUAGUCCGGGGAGUGAUUUUGACUAUAAGCAGACCCUUAAAAGUAGCCGAAGUGAGCCAGACCUGACAGGACCCGAUGUAAGGUCUACACUAAGACGCCAGAACCAGUAUAAUCAAAUGCAGAAUCAAUACCACCAGCAACAACGUUCCGGAAGAGCUCACAAUGCCAGCUUUUACAGCUACCACAGCACUCAGCAGAAGAAACGGGGGCCAAUGACACCAGCCCGAACUCCAUCUUCACUUUCAACUGUGCAGCAGCAACAACAUCAGCAACAACAGCAGCAAUAUUGUUAUAACACCAAUGCACAAAGGAAUGAUGCAAACUUUCAAAACUUCCAUUUUCCAAAACAAGACAAUUACGGAACCAUAAAUGUACCAUCCAGGAUGGAUGCACGGUAUGAAUUUGAUGCAGGGGCUAUGACCUUGGACCGAGCUGUGGAACUAUUGGGAUGCCCUGAUGACAAAUUCCAGACAUCGGGAGCCAAUUUCAUACAGCAUGCAUGUUAUCAGGAUGAAAACUCCAAGAAUUUGGUUUACCAAAGCAAUGGAAUAUCUAAGCUAAUCAGCCUUCUCCAGAGCCCCAAUGAAAAUGUGCAGCAAGCUGCAGCAGGAGCUCUAAGAAAUUUAGUUUUCAAAAAUGCUGCAAAUAAGCUUGAAACAAGUCAGAAAGGCGGCACAAGAGAGGCUGUCUCACUUCUGAAGAGGACCUCUAACCCAGAUAUCCAAAAGCAACUUACAGGCUUACUUUGGAAUCUGUCUUCUACGGAUCAGCUGAAAGAUGAACUGGUUAAAGAAGCUCUUCCUGUUCUUAAUGAACAUGUGGUGAUCCCAUAUUCUGGUUGGUCUGACCAUUCUAUGUCUAAUCAGAACUGUAUUCCAGAUCCUGAGGUCUUUUUUAAUACCACUGGCUGCUUAAGGAACCUAAGCUCUGCAGAUGAUGGUCGCAAAGCUAUGCGCAACUGCCCAGGUCUUGUGGACUCUUUGAUGUGUUACAUUCAAAAAUGUUUGGCUAAUAAUUGCCCUGAUGAAAAGUCAGUUGAGAACUCUGCUUGUAUCCUACAUAACCUGUCUUACCACUUGGACUCUGAAGUACCAAAUAAGUACUCACAGCUGAAUGAGAAAAUGGCCCGUCACCUGCAAAAUGAUAAGACCUCUACUGGCUGCUUCAGCAACAAGAGUGACAAACUGCAGAAUAACAAUUUUGAGCUGCCCCUACCAGAAGAAGAUGCUAACCCUAGGGGCGCUGCACUUCUGUCUCACUCCAGUGCUAUUCGUACAUACCUUUCUCUACUGGGACAGAGUAAGAAGGACUCAACACUUGAAGCUUGUGCUGGGGCACUCCAAAAUCUUACAGCCAGCAAGGGGCAGAUGUCCAAUGGAAUGAGUCAAAUCAUUGGGUUACAAAACAAGGGGCUUCCCCAGAUUACUCGUCUUUUGCAGUCAGGAAAUGCGGAUGUUGUGAAGACAGGAUGCUCUUUGCUGAGCAACAUGUCCCGUCACCCACCUCUUCACAAAACUAUGGCUACCCAGGCUCUCCCUGAUGUUUCACGACUCCUGUCUCAGUCCUCUGGAAAAACAAUGAACUCUGAAGAUAUUCUGUCAUCUGCUUGUUACACAAUGAGAAACCUUGCCAUGGCUGAACCUCAGAUAGCUAAACAAAAUAUUUCAGCCAACCUCCUGGGAAACUUAGUCAAUAUGUGUAAAAGUGGAGCCUCUCCUAAGAUUGGAGAAGCAGCCCGUGUCUUCCUGACUGACAUGUGGGCUCAGAGGGAACUGCAGGGAGUUCUUAAACAGCAAGGUCUUGACAAGAGUAUGAUGGGAUCCCUAGCAAGCACAGCACUCAGGAAUACUAUACCACGGGUCUUUAAUUGAUAACUGACAAAGUAUUUUAGAAUUCAAGCCUAUAUGAGAAACUCAUCCAUGGUCAACAAUAAUCUGAUUCUUAACAGAUGAGGAGUACAAUUGAGAUACAGGUACUGGAUCAGUUAUCCAGAUUGCUUGGGACCUGGGAUCUUUUUGUAAUUUGGAUCCCUUUACCUUAAGUAUAAAACUCAUUAAAACAUGAAAUAAACCCAAUAGCAUCAUACCACCAAAGUGAAUUCAAGCAACAUAGUUAUGAUCAAAUACAAGGUAGUGUUUUAUAACUACAGAUAAAAAUGAAAUAAUUUUUAAAUAUUU
Messenger RNA from Xenopus laevis (African clawed frog), 2714 nucleotides. It is a transcript of the gene pkp1.L, whose product is annotated as plakophilin 1 L homeolog. The record is from RefSeq and is a predicted model, not a curated record. Lineage: Eukaryota; Metazoa; Chordata; Amphibia; Anura; Pipidae. The transcript is spliced from 14 exons. Gene Ontology annotation, biological process: positive regulation of protein localization to membrane; positive regulation of cell adhesion; regulation of cell-cell adhesion. Gene Ontology annotation, cellular component: desmosome; cytoplasmic stress granule; cytoplasm. Bases 141 to 2408 code for a protein of 755 amino acids.